AUGUUGGGAGUUAAUAACCAUGGUCAGACAAUUGUCUUAGCAUGCGCAUUUUUGAGCAAGGAAACGACUGAGUCGUUUGUUUGGAUGUUUGAGGAGUUUAAGAAAGCCAUGCCAGGUGGGGAACCUAAAACGAUCAUUACAGAUCAAGAUGCGGCAAUGGACAGAGCGAUUUCAAUAGCCUUCCCGACUACAUUUCAUCGACUUUGCAUAUGGCACAUCACAUCAAAGUUCUCUGUUAAGUUACCAUCUGACGCUUAUAAGGAGUAUUGGCGUGAAUUUCAGAAAGCCAUAUGGGAUACUGACAAUAAGGAUGAGUUUGAUGCAAAAUGGAAUAUUGUGGUUACAAAGGCUGGUUUUACUGACCAUCCAUGGCUAAGUUCAAUGUUUGAUUUAAGGGAAUCUUGGGUUCCAGCCUACACACGACAAUUUUUUGCCGCUGGAAUGUCAAGCAGCCAAAGAGCGGAAGGUUCUCAUGGAUUUUUCAAGCAAUACAUAUCAAGGAGAAAUUCGUUGAUGGAUUUCAUAAUACGAUUUGAGAGGGCACUUUCUCAUCAACGUGAAAAAGAGACAUCACCGUCGAACAAUGACGAAUCAACUCCAAUAGAUCGUAGUGACCCAUUAUUCGACGAAUUUGACAGGAUGCACGGACCAACUGAAUGA
Molecule: messenger RNA, 660 nt
Organism: Prunus dulcis (almond)
Lineage: Eukaryota; Viridiplantae; Streptophyta; Magnoliopsida; Rosales; Rosaceae
Product: protein FAR1-RELATED SEQUENCE 5-like
Exons: 2
Coding region: 1-660 (219 amino acids)
Biological process (GO): regulation of DNA-templated transcription
Source: RefSeq, a predicted model, not a curated record